UGUUCUAUUAGUUCAUCAAUGCGCCACGACCCAUCAGCCAUCUGGGCUCAUCUCAACACCGUACUCCCAUACCUUAAAACACUGAACCCAGAUGUAACCACACUGCAUGUUAUCAGUGAUGGGCCUACCACCCAGUAUAGGUCCAAGAAAAACUUCUUUUUUUUGAGCAAAAUCCCCUUUCAGAUGGGAUUUAAAAGGACCACGUGGAACUUCCUGGAGGCAGGACAUGGCAAAGGCCCAGCUGAUGGGAUUGGUGCAGCUGUUAAAAGGCAGGCUGACUCACUAGUGGCAAACGGCAUUGAUCUUCCAAAUGGAAGGGUGCUGUAUGAGCAACUUUCAAAACAGCCAUCUACUGUGAAACUGAUGUAUGUCACUGAGAAGGAGAUUGAGGAAAUGGAUAGUCUCCUUCCUGAUGCCCUGCAGACUAUCCGGGGCACAAUGCAGAUACAUCAGAUUGUCUCUGCAAGACCAGGAGAGAUAUCUUGGCGUAUUCUAAGCUGCUUCUGCUCAGAACCCCAUCUUUGCAAAUGUUUUGGUCCUCAGACAGUAUACACGGAGGCUGGCGCUGAGAAUCCUGCAUCCACAAGCACAUCUGUCACAACAGCUCAGUCCAUUGCAGACAUUCAUGAAGGACUGAUUGGAAAAUGGUGUGUGGUCACUUAUGAUGGGGAUCCUUAUCCAGGCAUCAUACAAGAUGUUGGCUCUGACAGCUGUGCUCUGGUGAAAACCAUGAGUCUUGUUGGCAGAAACAGUUUUUUCUGGCCAAUGAGAGAGGACGUGAUCUGGUAUCAACCUAAAGAUGUUGUCAGACUGGUACCAGAGCCUCAGCAAGUGACAAAGAGGCAUGUGAUGUUGGAUCCCACAGUUUGGGCAGAAAUAUGUUCUGCUCUUGACUAUGACGGAUAAAGGCAAGGUUCCAUAUGCAAGUCUGACAGUUUGUGAGUUAAUUGGCUAUAUACAUAUGCAUAACAACUACAAAAUACGUAUGUUGAAAAGUUUGAUUUAGCGUAGUUAAACAUUCAUUUAAUGUUGGUAUUGGAGAGAGUAUUAGUUUAAAAAAUGCAUAUGAUAAAAAGUGCAAGGCAGCUAGCACACAGGUUUUACAGCAAUCACAUGACAUUUUAUGACUAUGAAUUUUUCUAUUGUGUGCUAGAACUGUAACAAGUUUUACAGGGAUGAUAUGAGCUGGUAAGGCUACCAGCUUGGCAUGGCCCAGCAUGGACCUGCUACAGCUCAAAAUGAGAGGGGAGUAAGGUCCAACAAUGUGAGGACAUACUGUGUACUGUAAGAGUCAGGUUGUGUUAAAUGAUGUGUUUGGAUUAGAAAGUCUUUGUCAGUUUCAAAUCGUUACCGUUUCAACAUUUUUUGGAUGGAAAAACCUAUGGUCUGAAUUUGAUUGCCAUGAAAUGAAGUAUUGUAGUUUUGUGUGUAGGUUUUAGCACAUAGAGAGCAGGGAAGGAGCAAUUGUCUACCAUCUAAAUGUGCAUUAAUAAAAUGUUACAAUGUUAAGACUGAUGUUACUUUGUUUUAAUAAUAAAAGUGAACUUUGUUCAGCAAUGUUGGUUGUCACAUGUCAUUUCCAACACGUGCUGUCUUUUCCACCACGCAAUGUCAUUUCCAUCA
Epinephelus lanceolatus (giant grouper) is the source of this 1623-nucleotide messenger RNA. The record is from RefSeq and is a predicted model, not a curated record. NCBI's taxonomy places the organism in Eukaryota, Metazoa, Chordata, Actinopteri, Perciformes, Serranidae.